Molecule: messenger RNA, 704 nt
Organism: Cyclopterus lumpus (lumpfish)
Lineage: Eukaryota; Metazoa; Chordata; Actinopteri; Perciformes; Cyclopteridae
Gene: supt4h1
Product: SPT4 homolog, DSIF elongation factor subunit
Exons: 5
Coding region: 128-481 (117 amino acids)
Biological process (GO): positive regulation of DNA-templated transcription, elongation; chromatin organization; regulation of transcription elongation by RNA polymerase II
Cellular component (GO): nucleus; DSIF complex
Molecular function (GO): zinc ion binding; RNA polymerase II complex binding
Source: RefSeq, a predicted model, not a curated record
CCUCUACGCCGGGUUUAAGGUCCUCGCAGUCGGUGACGUAAUUCCCCGGCGACUGGAAUUAUUCAAAAACAUUAAUCCGUUUGAUAUUUCGGUAAUACGGCAGUAUUUUGUCCGGGAGCUGAACAUAAUGGCCUUGGAAACGGUCCCCAAAGACCUCCGCCAUCUGCGAGCCUGUCUGCUGUGUUCGUUAGUGAAGACGAUCGACCAGUUUGAAUACGACGGCUGUGACAACUGUGAGUCCUACCUUCAGAUGAAGGGGAACCGGGAGAUGGUCUACGAAUGCACGAGUUCCUCAUUCGAUGGUGUGAUAUCCAUGAUGAGCCCCGAGGACAGCUGGGUAGCUAAAUGGCAGAGGAUAGGCAACUUCAAGCCAGGUGUAUAUGCAGUGUCGGUGACCGGCAGACUACCUCCAGGUGUGGUGAGAGAGCUGAAAAGCAGAGGAGUGAUCUACAAAUCCAGAGACACGGCGGUGAAGACGUAAACCGGCAGCAGAGCGCAGGCCCAACUCCAGACAGAAGGAACAACAGGGGGACUUGAUCACGUCUGUGGCGUCCUGAGGAACUGCCUUUCAACUGUCCGUUCAUGUUUGUUGUGCGAUUAGAAAAUAAUAGCAUUGGUGUUUAUAGAGGAGAAGAUGUUUUAAUUUUUUUUUAAUUUCUUUGGACAAUUGAGUAAAAUAAUAAAGGUCUGUUUUUUUAAAGAAA